AUGUCACAUUCGAAGAAUGUUCUCAAAAUACCUAAUAAAAGUAAAAUAGAAACACAAAAAACCGCAGACGAUGAAUGUACAGUGACGGUGACAAAGAAAUUGUCUGGGUCAUCUGAUGAAUCAAAUCUAUGUGGCGGUCAGAAAUCAUUUAUCAGUAUUCACUCCACCGAUCAGCUCUGCCAAGUGCCAGGAACACAAAACACGGCUAAUAUAGACGAAUGCAAUGUGGAAGUACUCAGUCUUAACGAAGUAUUUCCUUCUACUUCCGAAGAAAGUCUCUCCAACGAUGAAUCACCUGUUCGUAGAAAGAGACAUAAUAAAAAACGAACACAAAAAAAGUCAGCAGAAGACGCAGCCAAGUCAACUUAUCUGCCAACCAAUAGUAAAUCGUCUACUACACCUAAUCGGCAGAAGGAAACUCUGGAAUCUCAACCUUCUGUACAUUCAGACAUUGAUAUCCCUAAAAAUACAUUGUAUGUAACUGGCAGUAACCCUGGCGAGCCUAAAAUGUCAUACCAAGAUCCACCUAAGAAAAUGUCGAAAACUAUGAAAAAGUUUUUAAGAAAUAUAGAUAAACACAAAAGUGAGCAGAUGAGUAAAGUGAAUGAGAAGGCUAUUAGUAAACUGACUACUAUGCGUGGAAUUCUCAAAGACGGACGUUGCGUACCAGAAUGUACAGGAGAUUCAUCACUUCAAGGUUCAGAGAACCAAGAGAACACGGAGGAUUUAUCUCUAGCCUUUACCAUGGAUUUCGGGCCGCAGAUUAGUUAUACAAAACAAAACCCGGAUAAGAACGUUUCAUUCAACACACAAGUCGUAAUCAUUCACUUCACUGGCGAUCUAUGCGUCGGGCAGAGCAUUGAGACUCUGAGUAAAGAAAAAGACCAACAAGCCAGGAAUUCUGAGUUAAGAAAAACUUUUUUAACUAAAUAUAAUGAGCUUUGGCCCACCCAAAAAUAAUAUUUAAACGUCUUCAAGCAUAUAGGAAUAAGGAUGAGAACUGAUGAGCUUAUUAACAAUAUUAAUA
This is a messenger RNA of Melitaea cinxia (Glanville fritillary), 1027 nucleotides long. RefSeq lists its product as uncharacterized. The transcript is spliced from 4 exons. Lineage: Eukaryota; Metazoa; Arthropoda; Insecta; Lepidoptera; Nymphalidae. The record is from RefSeq and is a predicted model, not a curated record. Bases 1 to 960 code for a protein of 319 amino acids.